Engraulis encrasicolus (European anchovy) is the source of this 5634-nucleotide messenger RNA. It is a transcript of the gene antxr1c, whose product is annotated as ANTXR cell adhesion molecule 1c. The record is from RefSeq and is a predicted model, not a curated record. Lineage: Eukaryota; Metazoa; Chordata; Actinopteri; Clupeiformes; Engraulidae. The transcript is spliced from 17 exons. Gene Ontology annotation, cellular component: plasma membrane; cell surface. Gene Ontology annotation, molecular function: transmembrane signaling receptor activity. Bases 785 to 2515 code for a protein of 576 amino acids.
UGCUAUCCAGCCUCCACAGGCAGAGAAGAGAGACGCUGUAUUCUUUAUUUUGGAUAUAGCCUAACAACAUUAUUUUAUUUUAUUUUAUUUUGGAUAUAAAAUCCUUCUCACGUCGUAUAACAUCAUCUGUAGGGUACAGACGCGGCGCUGCACUUUAUCCAUUUUUGGCAGAGAGAAAAGAAAGAAAGUUUGAAAGUUAAGUGUAGGCUAUAGCGGACUGCUUUAUUUGUUCAUUUAAACCAAUAAAACGCCUUUUCCUUCUUCCAAUUCAUCUUUAAGAAAGAUUCCAGGACAUCUCAGGGGAACCUUUACGCACGGCGCGGCACACAGGCGGUGGAGUGUUUGCUUUAUCAUUAACUGUUAAAAUUCUGCAUCAGUGGGACAGGCAGCACCGAGUGUGUGUGCGGGCGGGCGUGCGUGCGUGUGUUCCGCGUCAAAGUCGCCAAGCUUGCGUCUGCUGAUGCGCAAACAGCCAGCUGCGGCGACUCGCUGCUCGCGGACUUGACUGCUCCUUUGUUUGCACGGGCUGAGCAGUCCAGCGGUGCCGCGUCAAGUCGCUCGCGCCUUGGAAACUACACACGCACGCUCGCGCACUCCUCGCCACGCCAAUCCCCUGCGCGCGCAAGGUCUGGUUCUAGAAUGUGAAGAAGCUGCUGCUGCUGCUCGCGACCAGGGUGGAAUUCGAAGUCAGACGAGGAAAUACAACAACAAAAGGAAUAAAAAAACAGGAGGAGAGGAAACAGCAGGAGGAGGAGAGAGGGAAGAAGAAGGAGAGAAGAGGACAAUGGCGCUGCGCUCGGGGAAAGGGUCCGCGUGCCUUCUGUUGGCGCUGCUGAGCCUGCUGGCCUGGACAGCUGUGCACGCGGAACCCGCCGCUGUACCGGAGGAGGAGGAGGAGGAGAGGUCUUGCCAGGGGGCUUUCGACCUCUAUUUCGUGCUGGACAAGUCUGGGAGUGUGAAACACCACUGGAUAGAGAUCUACUCCUUCGUGGAAAGCCUGGCAGAGAAAUUCAUCAGCCCUCUCCUAAGGAUGUCCUUCAUUGUCUUCUCAUCGCGAGGAAACACCAUCAUGAAGCUCACAGAAGACAGGGUUGAGAUCAGGAAGGGUCUGAACAUGCUGAGGAGGGAGAUCCCGGGAGGAGACACCUUCAUGCACCUCGGGUUCGAGAAGGCCAACGAGCAGAUCAUGAAGGAAAACUUUGGUACUGCAAGUGUCAUCAUUGGUCUGACAGACGGAGAACUGAACGAACAGCAGCUGUAUGCAGCACAACACGAGGCCAGUCGGGCGCGAGCCCUGGGGGCGAUCGUCUACUGUGUAGGAGUCAAGGACUUCAACGAGACGCAGCUGGCCACCAUAGCUGACACUAUAGAGCACGUGUUUCCUGUCACCGGAGGAUUCCACGCACUACGAGGAGUCAUAGACUCAAUCAUCAGGAAGUCCUGUAUCGAGAUUCUGGCAGCAGAGCCCUCCAGUGUGUGUGCCGGGGAGUCGUUCCAAGUGGUCGUCCGUGGCAACGGGUUCCUGCACGCGCGGAACAUUGACCAGGUGCUCUGCAGCUUCAAGGUCAACGACACCCUGACCAUCAAUGAGAGGCCGGCCGGUAUUGAGGAGACCUUCCUCUUGUGUCCUGCUCCGGUCAUCGACGAAGUCGGCAAAGUUAUAUAUCUGCAGGUCAGCAUGAACGAGGGCUUGUCCUUCAUCACGUCAAACGUCCACAUCACCACCACCGAGUGUUUUGAUGGCACCAUCCUGUUGAUAACUCUACUGGUGCUGUUUCUGCUGCUGGCCUUGCUGUUCAUGUGGUGGUUCUGGCCCUUAUGCUGCACUGUGGUCAUUAAAGAGCCUCCACCUCCCCCACCCCCAGAGCCGGAGUCUGAGGAUGAGGAUGGCAUGCCGAAGAAGAAAUGGCCGACAGUCGACGCCUCCUACUACGGAGGAAGAGGAGUGGGAGGCAUCAAACGCAUGGAGGUGCGUUGGGGGGGUAAGGGCUCCACAGAGGAAGGUGCUAAGCUGGAGAAACCGAAGAACGCGGUGGUGAAGAUGCCGGAGCAGGAGUUCGAACCCUUCGAGCCCAAACCCAAGAAGAACCACCGCAGGUCACCGCAGAACCGGAAGUGGUACACGCCCAUACAGGGUAAGCUAGAUGCCAUCUGGGCGUUGUUUCGACGCGGCUACGACCAGGUGUCACUGAUGAGGCCACAACCAGGAGACCACGGUCGCUGUAUCAACUUCACGCGUGUGAAGGAGGAAGCAGCCAAAGCUCCGCCCCCCCACAGGCCCAUACACACCCCGCCCCCUGCCCCCGAACACAGCCCUCUGAUUCGCCAGCCCAGCCCGCCCAGCCCGCCCAGCCCGCCUCCUCCACAGAGUCCGCCCCCCAGAGCUCCUCCGCCCAGUCACGGGCCUCCGCCCAGUCACGGCCCUCCGCCCAGUCACGGGCCUCCGCCGGCUCGUACGCCCCCUGGACCCCCCUGUCCCCCGCCCUCACGCCCCCCUCCCAGCCUGGACCGCUGAGGACACACACACACACACACACACACACACACACACACACACACACACAUUCACAGACACACACACACACACACACACACACACACACACACACACACACACACAGCCAGUAGCCACACACACACACACUGAGCUACGAUGUUUCUGUAGAGAUGACCAAUCCAAUUUAUUUAUACGAGAGUGUUAGUGCGUGUUAGAGAGAAGAGAGAAGCGAGGGAAGAGAAGAGUGAGGAGAGGAGAGAAGAGAAGAGAGAGGGAAGAGAAGAAAGGGAGAGAAGAGGCACUUUGUUGCUGGCCAGCAAAUAACAAUGACGAUAUUGUAAUAAUAAGAAAAAUGAAGAAAAAUGAAGAAAAUUAAAAAAUAAAGUGGAAGAAAUCGUACCGUAUGAGAAACACUUCAGGCAACUACUGACUUUACUUAGAGACGUCCUUGGCCCCGUUAGCAACAGAACAUCCCAUAAUAGUAUCCAUGGAUACAGCACGUGUAAUGUGGACCCUGUUAGCAAUAGAACAUUCCACAGUAUCCAUGGAUACAGCAUUUGUAACGUGUAAUGUGGACCCAACACCAUGAGAGAUGUAUCAUAGUAACCAUAGAUACACGUCCAUAGUGAUACUUACAUCCCAUAGUAUCAACAGAUCCCCAUCACCAUGGAGAUCAACACAUCCCAAGACACCCCAUAAUAGCCACCGAUGCAUGUUGUUGGCAACCCAAGACACCCCAUAAUCCCAUAGAUACACCAAAGCUCUGUUGCCAUGGUAUUGACUGAUGACAACCCAUGAUCUCAUAGAUAUACCAAAGCUCUGUUGCCAUGGUAAUGACCAAUGACAACCCAUGAUCUCAUAGAAACACCAAAGCUCUGUUGCCAUGGUAAUGACCAAUGACAACCUAUGAUCUCAUAGAUGCUCCAAUGCUCUUCAGUACAGUAGCAAAGAUAAAGAAUGCUACAUGUCCCCAAAGAUAAAGAAUGCUACAUGUCCCCAAAGAUAAAGAAUGCUACAUGUCCUCAAUGCAACCAAAUGAAGCAUAGACCUAAACAGCUUAAUGAACAGCCAAAUGAAGCAUACCUACCAGCUUAACCAAAGAGGUUCAAAUAAAGUGGAAUACCCCAUGUUGAGAUCCAUUGGCCGUUUGCAGUAGACGCGACCCCUAGUUACCAUUGCUAUGGAUGCUAUUUCCCUCCAAAACAUUAGAAUCAGACACAUUUCGUUGCUGAAACUGCCUAUGCCUUAAAAAGUCUGACCUGGGAGUGGGGCAACCACAUUUUUUGCACAACGUUUCGGGUCUCACACAAAAACCCUGACGAUCGCAACACAAACAUCAUGACCACCAACAAUUACCAGGUGGUGUGGAGUUAUUUUCAGUACAUCUUAUCAUACCGUACAUAUUGUGCUUUAAACAUGCAUGGCUUUCCCACACCUGUAAUUAAACACAGCCCAUCACGAGCAUGGAAACCUGAAAGAUUCUGAGUAUUUUAUCACGGAUGCAGCGGGGACUAACCUUGACAAUUCUCCGAAUCAAGUGUGCGGGACUGGGCCAGCUAAAGAGCUUUCAGUCGUCUUAUUCAAAUAAGAGGUCCUAUCUGAUAGGAUAACAGCUCUAACUAAAGUUGACGUUGGCCAAUGGAAACAGCCCUUAUUGACGUGUUAGCCAAUAGAAACAGCCUUUGUUCAAGCUCAAGAAGCCAUAGCUGAUUGCUGUAGUGUGCCACAUUUUCCUGACUGCUGGAAACACACGUCUCAUAUACUCAUGAACAGCGUGACGUUUUCCAUGUGCGUUACGCCCAUUUGUGGGGGAAAACAGGCAAUGCAAGUCAAUUGGUGGUGUUGGGGUUUAAUAAACGAAAGAUAAGGACCUGUAGACACGCGUUGUUCACGCGCAACAUGCCGAAAACGUGUCGUGUUGCCGGCUGUUCAAAUAAUAUUGCCAAACGGCCGUGACUGAAGCUUGUACUGUGUUCAUUUAGGGUAGCCGAUGUAGCAUGCAAGUUGAUGAGACAUUCGGUUUGUUUUCACCCAUAAAGGGGCGUAACGUACAUUUAGGAGCAAAGUACCUGGAUGGCCGUUCAUGAGUAUAAGUGGUUUGGUGUGCUGAGGAGAAGGGACUAAUAGGAAGGAGGAACGGCAUGGGCUACGCCAGCUAGCACUGGGCAUCAGAGGCAGCCAUUGGCAACGGGCACGAAAUAAAUACAGUAUGACGUGAAAAUAUGUAAAUAACACACAGAGGCACAGAGCAGGUAUGGAAAUAGGCCAGGUGUGUGUGUGUGUGUGUGAGUGUGUGUGUGUGAGUGUGAGUGUGUGUGUGUGUGUGUGUGAUGCAAAGAUAAUGCAACCUAUGGCUGUCCAAAGGUCACAGCGCUAGGCUAAAGGUCACAGCGCUAGGCUAAUAGAAUAGCAGGCUAGGAAGGGUUUAUGUCCCUGUGUGUGUGUGUGUGUGUGUGUGUGUGUGUGUGUGUGUGUGUGUGUGUGUGUGUGUGUGUGUGUGUGUGUGUGUGUGUGUGUGUGUGUGUGUAUGUGUGUGCGCGCACGUGUGCUUCCACAAUUGUGUGUAGAGGAUACAGGCAGAGCGUGCAAGUGUCAAGAAAUGUUUAGUGUGGUGUUACAAUGGUGUGUAAGUGUGGAGGUGUAUUGUGGAGGUGUAUUGUGGGGGUGUUGGUUUGUUGUACGUGUGUUCAGGGCGGCUUGAGGCUCGAGGCUUGUGAAGUGUGUACUGGAGAGAUGAGGAGGAAGACAGAGCGGUCCGCUGAGCUGAGCGGAGAGAGUUGUACAGCUCAUCAAACAACAUUGUGGCUUCGUAACAUGAGCAUUCCGCUAACUUGCAACAUUCUAUCAUAGAAUAGAAUGAACAUCCCAUUAUGACAUGGGCAUUCCAUUAAUAUACAAUCAAAAAAAACAUUCUAUCAUAGAACAAACAUUCCAUUAUGACGCAACAGUCCCGUUAGAAGCACACAAUUCCUUUACAUAUAUAACAAACAUUCCAUUAAAGCACUUCAUUAAAGCACUUCAAACAUUCCGUUAAAGCACAACAUUCUGUUUGCAAAUGAACAUUCCGUGGGCUAAAGAGAAGCAGCUGUUGUGAUGUAAUCUAAAAUAACACCACACAGCACGGCAAUGCCCCAACC